Messenger RNA from Podospora bellae-mahoneyi, 192 nucleotides. RefSeq lists its product as uncharacterized. Lineage: Eukaryota; Fungi; Ascomycota; Sordariomycetes; Sordariales; Podosporaceae. Bases 1 to 192 code for a protein of 63 amino acids. The transcript is spliced from 2 exons. The record is from RefSeq and is a predicted model, not a curated record.
AUGGGAAGUACGAAAAAAAACCUUGCAAAUGUCCUGUUGAAGGCUGUGCUGCGAGCACAGCCGAAAGAAAAGACCUGGAUCGACACAUCUGGACUCACCAUCUCGAUUAUGCUCGAGAGAACAACAUUCCAAGGGAUCGGGUGGAGUGCGGUUGGCCGGGCUGCUGGUGGCGUGGAAGAAGGGAUAACCUGA